Molecule: messenger RNA, 1779 nt
Organism: Aureobasidium melanogenum CBS 110374
Lineage: Eukaryota; Fungi; Ascomycota; Dothideomycetes; Dothideales; Saccotheciaceae
Exons: 1
Coding region: 1-1779 (592 amino acids)
Source: RefSeq, a predicted model, not a curated record
AUGACCACUUCGUGUUCGUACAACACUACCUCUCUCUUCUCACUUCGUCCUCAAGCCAUCCGUCCUUUACUUCAUCGCUGCGCUUCUGCGGAACGACUCAAUCUCUGGGUUCCAUCUGCGCAACAGAACGAGCGUGGUCACACACAACCCUUUCCUUUCGAGCAUUACAUCCAAGGCAUCGGCACCAUCAUCACUUCUGCCAAUCACAUCAACGAAAUCUUCGCCGACAUGUCUUCGGAUACCCCAUCUGGUGACCCUUGGGCCAUCGUCGAACCAUCUUCAGUCGAACAAGACAUAACUCCUCCUACCAUCGCUGACGCCGCUGAGGCUGUCGUCGCCGAGCAACCCACCGAGGGAGCCACUAGUGAAACUCCUGCUGACGCUCUUUCCACUCCGGUCACCGAAGUGCGCAAAUCCUCGCUUGCCGAUCUUGCCAACGGAGACCUUCAUGUAGUCAAGGCCCAUCUAGCUGAACGUCUGGGCCCUCAUAGACUUCUCUCUCGCUUCAGCAGUACCAGCCAAAAGUCCGACACUGAGCUCAACGGCGCUACUGCUGUCACCAACAGCAUCGCCCCUAACACCAAUGUUUUUGAGCCCGAUGGUGCUGCAUCAAUCGUCGACGAUUCGACUUCCGUCGCCUCAACCAAUGUUGUGGCCACCAAGGACGAAAGCACUCAGACUGCUCCUGAUACAGAUGCUUCCAAGCUCUUCAGAGCCACACCUGCCAGCUCUGUGACCGAUGGCGACAAGUCUCUCGUUCACUCUCCUGACAUCUCUCCUCGUGCUGUGCGCAAAGCUCCUCCUCACCACAGACUGAAGACUUUGACCUUGGCCCAAGACGUCUCUCCCGACCCGGCUGCUAAGUCGUCUACCAGUGACGAAGGCCCUGCAACCCCCGUCGCUACCGCCAUCGAGCUCGAGCCUGUUAUCAUUCAGAACACUCCACCCGCACCUCCUGCUAUCAAGGAUGAUGACAACAACGAGUCCGACACUUCAAGUGUUAUCAUGACCGAAUUCCCCAGCUCGUUGUCUAACAAGGAAAAGAACCUUGAUCCCAAGGCCGAAGCGUGGGUUCCUGAUGACACCGUUGGUCCCCUUCCACCAUCCCGUCCUGAGUCGCCGCUUAGCGUCAGCCGUGACUCCGAGGCAUUCUUCAUCAAUGAAUGCUGCCCCGUGCCAGGCGAUUGGUCUGUGCCUACAAAAAUCGGAAGCUUCGCCAAAGGCAUCCUUUUCGAUGGUCUCAUGGUUGGUAACGUUUACAAGACAGUUCUGGCCCAUUACUCCCACUAUUUCGCUACUGCUUUUGCUUCGGGCAAGGAAGAAGAGCUCGAUCGCGUCUUAAAGAACUUUUCUUUUGAUGUGUUCCGUCAGUGGAUCUUCGGCCGCAACGAACUUCCCGUCAAGUCUAGCGAUGACCUUAAGGUUCUUGUCCAACUCUGGCGCUUCGCUGCACGCAUUCAGGCCCCUCUCUUCGCCAACACCGUCGCCAAUGCCAUAGUGAAGAAGGCCAUCACCGCCGACGACAUCAUCGAUGCUGGUGACGAGAUCGAUGCUCUUCUGCAGAUGGUCAGUGUCAACAACACCUUCCGCCUCCUCAUCAGCCACGUCGUCAUCCUUCGCGACAUCCAGCCUGACGAGAAGUGGCCAAAGUCGCUUAUCUUGUCAGUCUUGAACUGCUGGGAGAUGGGCAAGAACACAUACGAUGACAUUCAGCGCUGCUCUCAGACUCCUUGCAUCUAUCACCUCCACUCGUCGGACCACACUUGCAUGUCCGAGUAG